Messenger RNA from Plasmopara halstedii, 1065 nucleotides. RefSeq lists its product as uncharacterized. Lineage: Eukaryota; Oomycota; Peronosporomycetes; Peronosporales; Peronosporaceae. The transcript has a single exon. The coding region runs from base 480 to 791 and encodes 103 amino acids. The record is from RefSeq and is a predicted model, not a curated record.
AAUUGCAGCAUGAAACCCGAAUUUUAUUUGGUUACAAGUACUACUCAACUGUGCAAUUAUUGUCUACGUCUUCAUAGCGCUUAGAAUCUUACCCAUCUUCAGUUCAUAAUGCUUGAUCACCAGCAACUAUGCACAAUUUGAGUUGAUGUUACGUCGGCCCUUUACUCGUUUAUAUUGCUAUAUCACAAUCAGCUGUAGAUCCUGCAUGUAAAGCAAAAAAGGUUGUUCAAUGUUUUAUAGAAGUCACACAUCAUCGCUUGCACUAGAAAUAGGCUGUGAAAGAUUGCAAGCCGUGCCAGAUGGAUAACACUGCUCUGCGCUUGUGCAUUAAGAAUCCUAUCCCUGUGCAGCGCAAAGCAAGCGCGAGUCGCAGUUUGCUCUCGGAAGUCUGUCGCUUAGAGUAAUCUGCCUUUUCCGAGUAGAGUACAAAGGCUAGUAGUACAUAGGCCAUCGCAAAAGCAAAGAAUUGCCAAUGUUCCAUGUAUUGUUCUGUCGCAUUUUUUGCUUCACAUUUAGUAUAUCGUUCUCGAGGACAGCACGGAAGAUGCCAAGCCCUCACGUCUCCUAUGAACAGCAGCAAAGCAUCAACCCAGAAUAAGGUCGUCAGUCACUCGUUUCUGUUCCAUGAAUUUUUAUACUCUGCCCUUAAUGAUCUUGAUUUUUGUAAGAAGCCAACAGAUAAGGCAGAUGGGACAAGGGUAAAAGCCACGUCUUUUGUAGUCCGUCGUCGAUCCCUGAUACAAUUCACGGAUGGCGACGGUCGCUUCUACCUCAAGGUUCAGCUCUGGUGAGAAAUUCAUUAACUGUCCACUCGCGGAUCGAGCGCCCGAUCGACCAAUUCGUAGCAACGUCACAACGCAAUUUCGCCUCGGCCUUGUAGUCAAUAUCGUGGCCUUUUAUUACCUGCAAUCCACCUCUUUGUCUCGAUACUGGCCACCUCUCACUUCUCUGAACGUGUGCACCGAGUUACUCACUGCUCUUCGAACUUCCAGCGUAGCUUGGUUUUCGACCACCUCACGCACAAUUCAAUAGACUUCAAUCCCCACACGUGACUCAACACACAAU